AGUUCCAGCCUACUAGUGCCAGUUAUAGGAAACACCUGUUUGAAAGAGAGGAGACUUUGAAGAAAGAAGAAGAAGUAGCUCCUCUCAUCCUUGAUCAGGUCAACCAUGCGUUUGGGGAAAACCUUUAAUUUUUACUUUGCCACUGGACUGAUAGUCGGAUUUCUGUCCCUUCACCUGCUGUUGUACACGGGUGGCUCGACAAAGCAGUCCAUUCAGUAUCUGAGUCACCUGGAGCCGCAUGUCAAAGGAGAAGUAUAUCACACAGAUGAGAAGAACAACACACCAUCCGCUCCUCUGCGGUCAGUGCGCAUCUUAUGUUGGAUCAUGACGGGACCCCAGAAUCUGAAAGGCAAAGCCAAGCACGUCAAAGCGACUUGGACCCGGCACUGUGACAAAGUGCUGUUCAUGAGCUCCGUGGAGACGGACUUCCCCACUGUGGGGCUGAACGUGAGCGAGGGGAGGCAGAACCUUUAUUGGAAAACCAUUCGGGCUUUUCAGUACGUCCACCGGCACCACUUUGACGAAGCAGACUGGUUUGUGAAGGCAGACGAUGACACAUUCAUUGUCAUCGAAAAUCUCCGCUAUGUUUUGUCCAAGUAUGACACAGAGGAGCCUCAUUACCUGGGCAGAAGAUUUUCCCCUUUCGUCAAACAAGGCUACAUGGCUGGAGGAGCAGGUUAUGUCCUCAGUAAGGAAGCGCUGAGAAGAUUCAUUAAAGGUUUUGAGACCGGCAAGUGCACCCACUUCUCUGACAUCGAAGACAUGGCCAUGGGACAAUGUAUGGAGACGAUGAAUGUGUCAGCGGGGGACAGUAGAGACGUAAAGAUGAGACAGACAUUUUUCGUUUUCCCACCAGAAUACCAUCUAGUCAGACAACCUCCAAGACCUCGACCUUGGUACCUGCUGUACGAUCAUUACCCUGUAUCAGAGGGUCCAGCUUGCUGCUCAGACUUCACCAUCUCCUUUCAUUACCUUUCUCCUGACAUGCAGUACGUUUUGUACUAUCUGACCUACCAUCUGCGGCCAUAUGGAUACAAAUACAGAUUCAAUCCUGAUAAAAAACAUGUAAAAUGAGAGUGUUUGCUCAACAGCCACCCUAGCAGGUGGAGGAGGGCGGUGGCUUUGUCUGAAUGUUACAGAGCAACAAAGAGCAAGAGCAAUAAACUGUGGACAUUGAAUUGAUGAAGACCUGUGGACAUUGUUCCUAUCCUUCUUCAAGCACAAAUCAACUGUCAACUGUGUACAGUAAAUUGUGAUUUAUGACAUUUUGAGUGUUUUAUGAAGCUGCUAUUUAAUGUGCAAUGAAGAAUCAAGAUCAUUAAGACGAUGCAUAUCCUGGGUCAUUUCUUAUCUGUCUUAUGACUCGCGCUUUACACUUUGUGUUGCUCUACAAUCAUUGUUAGAAGUGUACGUUGUUGUCAAAGCAAACCAUGCUGAUCUGUUGGUUAUGUUAUAAUUUACAUAAUUCAGUUAAUGUUUAUGAACUAUUGUGUGCAAUAAAUAAAAUUAUUUGGGGCAAAAAAAAAAAUGGCUUCACAGACUGGAAUCAGCUUUCCGUAUUUUGUCUUAAUCAAUGAAGGUAAGGGGUCAGCAAAAAGACCCGGGUCCAUGACGGGCUGGAAGAGGGGCCUUUCCGCUCAGUGUUUACAUGUUCUCCCACGGUCCAAAAACAUGCAACAUAGGGAUUAAGUAAA
Solea senegalensis (Senegalese sole) is the source of this 1694-nucleotide messenger RNA. RefSeq lists its product as uncharacterized. NCBI's taxonomy places the organism in Eukaryota, Metazoa, Chordata, Actinopteri, Pleuronectiformes, Soleidae. Gene Ontology annotation, cellular component: membrane. Gene Ontology annotation, molecular function: N-acetylgalactosaminide beta-1,3-galactosyltransferase activity. The record is from RefSeq and is a predicted model, not a curated record. The transcript is spliced from 4 exons. Bases 106 to 1074 code for a protein of 322 amino acids.